Messenger RNA from Mesocricetus auratus (golden hamster), 1313 nucleotides. RefSeq names its product interleukin 36 receptor antagonist (gene Il36rn). Lineage: Eukaryota; Metazoa; Chordata; Mammalia; Rodentia; Cricetidae. The record is from RefSeq and is a predicted model, not a curated record. The transcript is spliced from 5 exons. Gene Ontology annotation, biological process: cellular response to lipopolysaccharide; inflammatory response to antigenic stimulus. The coding region runs from base 177 to 647 and encodes 156 amino acids. Gene Ontology annotation, molecular function: cytokine activity; interleukin-1 receptor binding.
AAUCCAGAAACAAGCCAGGAGGAAGCUGGGGUGCCUCUUAUGCCCUGGUUUCAGAAGUGGCACUCUGUCAUUUCCUGCCACAGAACAUAUUUACUGGAAACAAGUCACCAGGGUUAGCCUACUCUCAAGAGAAGGCGAAUGAAACAUGAUCUCAUGGUCUGCAUACUGUUGUGUUCAUGAUGGUUCUGAGUGGGGCACUGUGCUUCCGAAUGAAGGAUUCAGCCUUGAAGGUACUUUAUCUGCACAAUAACCAGCUGAUGGCUGGAGGGCUGCAUGCCGGGAAGGUCAUUAAAGGCGAGGAGAUCAGCGUUGUCCCAAAUCGGACACUGGAUGCCAGUCUGUCCCCCGUCAUCCUGGGUGUUCAGGGAGGAAGCCAGUGCCUGUCCUGUGGGACAGAGAAGGAGCCAGUUCUGAAACUUGAGCCAGUGAACAUUAUGGAGCUCUACCUCGGGACCAAGGAAUCCAAGAGCUUCACCUUCUACCGGCGGGAUAUGGGCCUCACCUCCAGCUUCGAGUCAGCUGCCUACCCAGGCUGGUUCCUAUGCACUGUGCCUGAAGCAGACCAGCCGGUCAGGCUCACCCAAAUCCCUGAGAAUGCCGCCUGGGACACUCCCAUCAUGGACUUCUACUUUCAGCAGUGUGACUAGGGCUGCGUGGUCCCCUACAUUCCCAAGGCAGAGGCAGAUCAGGCAGUGUGGUGGGGGUCAGGUAGUGAUGGAGGGUGACUUACUCCUCUCCCUCCCCUCAAGACUCCCGCUUCUUACUUAGCAGGCACACAGCGGUUCUCUUCUCCCUUCUCCAGGUUCCCAGUAAAUUCUUCGGGUAUCCGGAGCUCAGUGUGUAGACUCCUUCCACACUGGACGGUACUACCUCUGGUGUGGGACUAGUACAAACCACACAGGACAAACAAAACAAAACAAAAGAUUGCCGUGUGAGAGAGUGGUAGGGAUUGUUAAGCAUAGAGAGACCUAAUCAGAGUUCCCCCUAGAGGGCAGGAGAAGGAGAGGUCACCAAGGUCUUUGGCUGGCUGGGCCCCUCCCCUCAAUCCUGCUGCUGACAUCUGCUGCCUCUUUCAUCCCUGCCUUCAUUCUCUAGCCCUGGGCUGAGGGGUUCAUGUUAGUAUAGAAGACAGAAGAUGGACGGAUACACUGUCCUGGUUUGAACCCAGAGGUACAAUAAAAAUCCCUGAUUCUGGUCUCUACUCAUACAGAAAGAUGCUCAUGAACAUUAGCUUGGAAGAGCUUGCUACAAAGCAACAUAUCUUGUAUUUUCAUCUUUAUUAAAAUGUACUUUUCUGUAUUGCAUAUUUUAAA